Messenger RNA from Mesorhabditis spiculigera, 1134 nucleotides. The record is from the annotation of a GenBank genome assembly. Lineage: Eukaryota; Metazoa; Nematoda; Chromadorea; Rhabditida; Rhabditidae.
AUGUGGCCCCUAAUUAUUUUAGCGCUUUUUGGGAAUGUUGCCCUAGCCGACGUCGACGAGUGCAAGGCGUGCACCCAGAUGGCGCAAUUUGUGCAGUACAAUAAAGGCGGCGGCUACGAUGCUGUCCUCAAGUCGGCAACUGACAGCCUAAAGUUGUACUCUCCGGAAGACCGGCAGUUUCUUACCACUGUACUCAGAUACAACUUCCGCAAGCUGUACCUCGAUGUGAAUGAUGCGAGGGCUGGGAUGAGCGCAGCGUCGACUUGUGCCGAUAUGGGUUACUGCGAUUAUGCCAACGAAUAUCCGCCUCCAUUCCCUAUCAACAAGCAAUUUGGGGAUGUCUGGGACGAGCACUCUCAAAUUAAGGACACCCGCGACAAGACCAUCAUUGUGCUGCACGACACCGAAGUCAAUACGAUGAAUGGCACUAUUCAGGUGCUGAAAGAUAGAGGGUUAUCCGUGACCUAUGCUGUCGACAUCAACGGGGACAUCUACCAAUUUGUGCGCGACUUCAGGAGGGCCUGGCAGGCCGGAAGCGGGAUUUGGAAUGGAGAUGGAUGCAACGUCGCGGACACGAACACGCGCUCCGUCGGCAUCGAGACGGUCAACCACGGCAAUGCCCCAUUCCCGCCGGCACAGAUUAACGCUAUACAUACAUUAAUCGAUUACCUACGCGCCAAGUGGCACGUCGACCCGCAAAAUAUUAUUGCUCAUCACGAGAACAGCCCCGACUACAAGUUCGACAUUUCCGGCUACUUUUCAUGGAAGGAUAUGUAUGACGGAUUCGGGGUCUUGAAAGGCGUUUGGCAAACCACGGUAUCAAACCCGAAUGAUGUCGUUUUGAACGCUACGAUCCAGAACCCGACACUCCUCCAGCAGGUCCAGACGAUGCUGUUCAAUCAUGGCUACGGUACCCUGAAAAUCGGCGAGGCGUACAACAACGGAAGCGUCACCACCGCCCAGGCUGUCCAGUCGUUUAACCGGAAAUAUUGCCCUGAGGUGUUCAAACUAGAGGAUAUGCGCCCCGAUGGCACUCAAAUCGUCUUGCCGGAAAAUCAACAGGUGUACGCCCUAACCCUGGCCCGUCUGCAGUGGUUCCGAGAUAAUCAAGCCCAGCAAACCUGCCGAAACUAU